Messenger RNA from Leptonychotes weddellii (Weddell seal), 550 nucleotides. Lineage: Eukaryota; Metazoa; Chordata; Mammalia; Carnivora; Phocidae. The record is from RefSeq and is a predicted model, not a curated record.
AGUGAAAAAAAAAAAGAGAGAGAGAGAGAGAGAAAGAAGAAGUAAGUGUGUAACUGUGCCGGGACCUUCGGAAAUUCUAAUGAUGAAAGACGGAGUGCGGGCUCUCACUUCCCCUUUCUGCACGGUCCAGGCCUGGGCGCCCGCCACCAGACUAGAACAGUCCUCCCCAGGGAGCCCGAAGCAAACAUGGAUCAAGAAGCCGUGGGCAACAUUGUCUUGCUGGCCAUUGUUACCCUCAUCAGUGUGGUCCAGAACGGUUUCUUUGCCCACAAGGUGGAGCAUGAAAGCAAGACACAGAAUGGGCGGAGCUUCCAGAGAAUGGGAACACUUGCCUUUGAGCGGGUCUACACUGCCAACCAAAACUGUGUAGAUGCGUACCCCACUUUCCUUGUUGUGCUCUGGAGUGCGGGGCUCCUCUGUAGCCAAGUUCCCGCGGCCUUUGCUGGACUGAUGUACCUGUUCGUGAGGCAAAAGUACUUCGUCGGCUACCUAGGGGAGAGAACUCAGAGAAAGCCUGAACAAUAUUAACUGUGGAAAAUCGGUACCUUCC